Messenger RNA from Pyricularia oryzae 70-15, 3483 nucleotides. RefSeq lists its product as uncharacterized. Lineage: Eukaryota; Fungi; Ascomycota; Sordariomycetes; Magnaporthales; Pyriculariaceae. Gene Ontology annotation, biological process: cGMP catabolic process; negative regulation of glucose mediated signaling pathway; cAMP catabolic process. The transcript is spliced from 2 exons. Gene Ontology annotation, molecular function: 3',5'-cyclic-GMP phosphodiesterase activity; 3',5'-cyclic-AMP phosphodiesterase activity. The coding region runs from base 1194 to 2951 and encodes 585 amino acids. The record is from RefSeq and is a predicted model, not a curated record.
GGCUGGUAGGAUUUCGAACACGACAAAGACUGAGAAAGACUUGGAUGAGUAUCCUGGAUGAAGUAUCCCUCUGUCUCAGCCAAUCACAAAGAUUUAAAUUAGACCCCAGCCAGGCAGGGAGCCGCAUAGGUUUCGCAAGCUACAUACCUACCUAGGUACCUUCCAUUGCUACCUACUUAGCUAAGGUAGGUAACGUUUGCUACCUGUGGCCAACGCCGAUCAGCCGAAGCCCAGCCACAAUAUCUGCCUAUCCUUCGAUUUCUACCCUAAUUUAUUCAUUCCAUCCGUCAGUCGGGCAACUAAACGGUCGGUGUGAAACUAUCUCACCAUUAACAGCCAGUGCCUUAACUCGGAGAAUACGUCACAUUCACUACGUGACGAGCUUCCAUAACAAAGCCAAGAAAAGAGAAAGAACCGGUUACAAUCCGAAAGGCUUCCAGGGAUGUUUUCUACUUUGUUCUGAGACGGUGCAGUUUAGACUGCUGCUGCAUUGGCGGUUUACCCUUGAAUUGGCCAUUGUUGGGUGGAUGAGAGGAUAGAAAAAAGAGAGCCAAAGACAAAGACAGAGAGAUUGCAGAGACUUGCACUCUGGGCCUAUUGUUUUUUCUUCUUUUUAAAGUCCUGGCCGUUGAUAACAACCGUCCUUUUUCGACGAGGGCGGCUGUUCCUAUCCAUCCGACAAUCCAGGUCCCUUGCAUGAGAUCUUGGAAACGUUGGCGACUGCAGUACAUUGCCCAGCUACGUCGCGCGCACGCUUAAAUCUGCGCCACCAAGUUCACCAACACGAGCCGCCUGGGCCGCUCUCAACUCUUACUCUUUUGGCGAUGCGCGCCACUUGAGAUCGCAUCGCAUCGCACCGCAGCGCAUCGCAGCGCGUUGGAUCGCAUUGGACCCCUUUCUGGUUCUGCGCACGCAUCUAAGUUUUCGAGGGACACAGAAAGGACACCUCAGAAACAACAUUACCUGCCUACCUUACUUCUACCUUACCGGCGCACUCAUCCUGCCAGCCCACCCGAUCGUGCGCGACGCGAUCAAAAUAUCUCUUGCACAAAUUCGCACACGUACACGAUUUCGUUUCUUUGCAACUUGCUUAAAAGCUUAUUUGCCGCGCGGUACGAGCAGACCUGGGCUAGACGGGACGGGCGGAUAAACCUUGGGUGACUUGGGAUUGUACGUUUUGUCCAGACAUCGAGAUGGGCGAGGGCAGCGCCGAAGGUGAGGCUACAGUACCUUCAGCUGCGAUCCAGGUUGUUGUGUUGGGCUCAGGCGGUGGUCCAGAAGAGUCAAAUACGACAGCAUUCCUGGUAAGAUCAACAUCAACGGGAUGGGGCAAGGGGUCUAUUGUAGCCUUGGAUGCUGGCGUGCAUCUGUCAGCAAUCAAGCGCAUUUUGGAAGAUACCCAACCGCCUGGCCUCGCAAGCGGCGAGCUCCCCCUGCCCCACAUCUUACAAGAAGGGCCCUUCAAGGGACUGGAAUUACCAUUCGCAACUCCGUCGGCAAACUCGUCGUACAUCCAGCGCACCUUGGUGGACACUUAUCUCAUCACCCAUCCUCACCUUGACCACAUAGCUGGCUUUGUGAUAAAUACCGCCGGCCUCAAGGGCUCCAGGCCAAAGCGCCUCGCUGGUCUUCCCAACACCAUCGAGGCCUUUAAGAACCACAUCUUCAACAAUAUAAUUUGGCCCAACCUGACGGAUGAGAACAACGGCGCAGGCUUGGUUACUUACAAUCGACUUGUCGAGGGCGGGUCGCCUGCCAUCGGCGAGGGUGAUGGGCGGGGUUAUCUCGAGAUAAGUGAUGGGCUGGCGGUCAAGGUCUGGGGCGUCAGUCAUGGUCACUGUAUGGAGAAACACAGCCAUAGGGGCAGCGCAAGCAGCAGUACACGCUUCGGCAGCAUGGAUUGCGCAUCGCCAUCCAUGAAUGCCAUGGGGAUGGGCGGGAGUAUCCCGCCUGGGAUGAUGAGUCCCCGGACACUGGCGCACCAUAACUCGGCAGGUCCAAGCCUGUCGCUGUUUCUGCAGCAGCAGGCAGUGGCGCGUGGAGACAUGACUGCUGGAAUGCAGACGCCCCAUGCCGGUCUGGGAACCCGUGGCAGCAGCAUAAGCGCCAUGUUUGGUGGGCAUCAGCAACUGAUGGACACACCCUGUGUCUAUGACAGCAGCGCGUACUUUCUCCGCGACCUGGCGACAGGCCGGGAGGUGCUCAUAUUUGGUGACGUCGAGCCCGACAGCGUUAGCUUCACACCACGUAACGCCAUAGUCUGGGCCGAAGCGGCUCCCAAGAUUGCCACAGGCAGACUGUCGGCCAUAUUUAUAGAGUGCAGCUAUGAUGACAGUCAGGAAUCCGAUAGGUUGUACGGACACAUGACGCCAAAGUACAUCAGGGAGGAAUUGGCUAUUCUGGCGGCCGAGGUUGCACACGUGCGUGCGAACAUGGCAAGAGAUGGUAGAAAGAGGAAGCGAGAUGGCGAAGACAGCAUCCUUCCCAAUAGCGGCGUGGCUACUCCAGGCGGCCUUCGACGGCGCGUAACGGCAAACAACUCAAGCAUGGGCUUACUGGAAGACCCGGUAUCGCCGAGGACGGUCAGGCCUCCUAGGGCUCCUUCAGCUGACGACUUGUCUCAGGCGGCAAUACAACGGGGUCAACAACAGAGCGCGUACCGGGACCCGAUUGACUCGCCGCGUAUAGCCACGCCGACUGCUGAGUUGUCACUGAGAGAGAUCGAAGCUGGCUCGGAGAACGCCAGCACAAGUAGGAAACCUUCUACAGCAGAGACACCAUCGCUGCCUCUAAAAGGCCUGAAGGUGGUUCUCAUCCAUGUCAAGGACCGCAUGGACGAUGAUACUCCCGCAGGGGACAUUAUUAUGCAGGAGCUCGCAGAACACGAGGCUGAGGCACCAACCGGAUGCGAAUUUAUACUAUCCCGAGCUGGCGAGGCAUUGUACUUGUGAUGCGACCCUAUGACAGUCCCCUGCGGAACCAUGUCUUUGUUGGGGUUCGCACAUUCUUGGUUCACUAAUGAGGCGUCGGGCGGCUUCUGCAAUCCUGUAAUCUCUCCAAUCCUGGGCUGGAUCUGCGUGUUGUUGUAUGUUCUCUCUAUGUCUGGUUGCCUUGUUCAAUGACUCUAGAAUAUGUAUUGCGGGGGGUUGGUAACUUUUUUAGGAAACGUGGUCUACCCGGCAGCAAUUUGCUGGCUGCUUUGGGUGAGCCGAAGCAUAACUAAAUGGUUGGGUAGUUAGAGAUACGAUUUUGUGUCUGGGAUAUAUACACGCGUUUCGGCUAUUGGCUCUGGAGAGGGGCUUGGGGCUUUGAUCCAAUGGUAACUCUUUGCAAGAUCUUUUAUGUUUAUUCCUCAAAAAGAUCUGAAUUUCAAUAUCCGAUGUUCUACCGGGGGCAGUUCCUUUAUUGGGUUUGCUCCUGCAUCUAUCUCACUUGGUUGCGGCGUCGGAUUUGAGUUUUUCGUAAGCCGCUUGUCCACCCACG